AGUGCAAGAAAAUGUUCGCCAGACGCGUCGAAAUCUACAAGGACAGUAGAUGGUCCACAAAGGAUAAACUUGAACAAUAUCGUGGGAUUUUGAAGUUAUACGGCCGCGAAAAAAGGUUGCGUCUGCAGGAUGCUGCAAAGUUGAAGAAAAGAAUAUCAUGGCAAUUGAAUACCUUUCGAGAGGACGUAAAAAAAUAUCAAGAGCUCGUCAGUGAUACCAAAAAUCAAGCAUAUAAAGAGCUCCAUGGUCACAAAGAUUUGCAGUUAAAAUGCCUUGGUCAUGAAGUAGAGCACACCUGCUUAACUGUCUAUGAGGAUAACAAUCUGAGGCGACGUCGACUGGAUAAGCUUCGUUACGAGAAAAAGAACAAAAUGAAACUUUGCUUCGAGUUACAGUUGGAUCACGCGAUACUCUCCGAAACGUAUAAGAAAGAACAAGAGAUGACAUGGACUCACGCAGAAAGUGUGCAGCAGCAGUUAAUAGCACGCUAUCAGCUGGCUGUAGCGAAGCAAAAUGCAGCUAAGGCGAUAAAUAUAACGUACAGUUGUAUGCUUGAAAUCUUGAAACAGGACACGGUGCGACAUGACGCUGUGUUAGAUAUAUUGAAACAAGAUCAACGAAGGCAAUGCAAGCUGAUAGUCAGGGCAACAAUAAUGGGACAGCUGGCGCUCGAAGAAGCCGCCGACAUUGAAGAGAAAUGCAAGAUGCUUGCGCGAAAAGUUUGGAGCAAUAUGAAGGAACGGGAACGCACUUUAACACUUGUUCGUAGCCAAGUUGAAGAUUUAUGGUCAUAUGCGCAAUCUUUGAUACGAACCGAAAGUGAAACAAUGUUCGCCAUGGAUGUUAGACGAGCUUCAAUGGCAGCAAAUGGAGCAUUGGAGAAGCAGAUUAAAUCCCUAGAAGCAGUCUUUCAGAAAGUUCAAGAAUCGUUGUUGGUGCGAUCCUACAGAGAGUUACUAUCAAGGCUUGAAGAUCAAAUGAAACAGCGAAAACGAUUACUCGAACAAUUCAACCAUAAUGUGAAAGAACGUGAUUCGCUGUUGACUCGGAAGAAUGAAGCUUUAGCAAGUCUUUCACAGAUUGAGUAUGCUGCUGUCGCACAUAUGGAAGCAUAUAAUGUAGACAGAGACGCUUUACUAGACCAAAUUGCGAUGCAAAAACAGCGACAAAUCGAACAGAAAAAGGUAAGAAAAGAUCGUGGCGAGUUGUUAAUGGACAUACGAGCAGCGUUACAAAAUAUGGUAGCUAUGCUUGUCUGCGUGAGAAAAGGAGCCAUUAGAGGAGCACCGAAGAAACAAGUUGAGAAGUCAUCGAAAGAAGACAAAGAUGUAGACACAGAAGAUCUUGAAUCGAUUUUGCCAGCAAUGGAAAAAGUCGAAACGGAGGGUUUAACUUUACUGUCCACCGUGAGUCGAAAAGUGGGAGCGCUGUUUGGAAUGAGCAACUUUGAAUUUGAUAAGGAUAGGGACGACAGAGCAAAAGAUUUGUAUCAAACUUAUGUUUCAAACUAUAAUUCGAAACUGAAGUUUAAAUCCGAGCAAGCAGAAACUACAGGUUUCAUUCUUGAACAUGAAGCGAUCGAUUCUACGGUACUAACAAGAGCUGACAUCAAACUAAGAAGUAAACAGACUGUCGAAGCUUAUACGCGACUAGAAUGAUUAAAUUGACUCGCUGAUUGUCUGCAUAAUAUUUGCCAACAAUUUAUUUACAAAAGCCUAUUGACAAAGAGAAGUAUAUUACUUCAUAUCGUUGAUUCGCCCCCAACCAAUACGUUCCUUUUUCAUUCUUAGUUUCAACCACGAAGGUACAUCCUUCUCGAAAGCGAUAGCAUUUGGAUACUUCAAAGGUGGUUUUGGUUCUCUGAAAGGAUGAACAUUUUUCAACUUUCUCAAUAGGAAGUGUUUCAUAGUUUCUUUGGGAUCCCUGUAAUGAUCCAAAUAAAGAUCGAAUGGUUGUUUCAGUGGGAACCAUUUCUGUGGUGUGACGUAUGGUUUCGGGAAGUCGUACUCAAAUAUUGGUUCCUCCGCGUCUAUGAAAAAAGAAUUACAACGGGUCUUAGAUUCGUUCAUGAAUAACUAUAAUUUCAUUUAAUCAAGGAAAUUCCACCAAAUAUACACACCUAACGACGAAUGAUAAAAUUCUGUUACUGUAUGAUCCCAAUCACUCUGGAAAAAUGCUAAACCCGCGGGUGUAAGAUCGUCCUGAUGUUUUUGGUAAAAUGUUAGCGUAUUCCAAUUGCGUUCUUUCAACUGUAAACUAUACAAAUAAAAUGUAAUGUAUUGUUGUACAUCAA
Messenger RNA from Megalopta genalis, 2293 nucleotides. RefSeq lists its product as uncharacterized. Gene Ontology annotation, biological process: outer dynein arm assembly; cilium movement. NCBI's taxonomy places the organism in Eukaryota, Metazoa, Arthropoda, Insecta, Hymenoptera, Halictidae. Gene Ontology annotation, cellular component: ciliary rootlet; cilium; ciliary basal body. The record is from RefSeq and is a predicted model, not a curated record.